Platichthys flesus (European flounder) is the source of this 7269-nucleotide messenger RNA. It is a transcript of the gene ylpm1, whose product is annotated as YLP motif containing 1. NCBI's taxonomy places the organism in Eukaryota, Metazoa, Chordata, Actinopteri, Pleuronectiformes, Pleuronectidae. The coding region runs from base 279 to 6683 and encodes 2134 amino acids. The transcript has 22 exons. Gene Ontology annotation, biological process: regulation of telomere maintenance. The record is from RefSeq and is a predicted model, not a curated record. Gene Ontology annotation, cellular component: nucleus.
AGUUCCAUGCUCCACCGUUGCCGGACCUCUUGGUGUCUCAGCCUAACGUCGGUGUUGCAAAUUGUCUUCAAGCUGAACGUUAUUUAUUUACGCAGAAACUGUUUAUCUGAUGUUUAUCAUCCGGGUGUGACGCGGCCUGUUUCCCCCGGGAGACAUGAACACGUAGCUGUCGGUUCUGCAGAAGGUGGGACAGCGUUAGCCGUUAGCUGUUAGCUUAGCCUCUCAGGCCGGGCUGUAUGUGAGCACACAGGCCGUGCUCACCGCCUCGCUCUCGAACAAUGUACCCCUCCUGGGGGAAUUACGCUGGAUCUCAUUCGCAAAACUAUGGAGGUCCUGGGCCUCGUAAAUCUCCGGGUGCCGCCCCUGCCACGGGAUUCGGCGGCUUCGAAGCCCCGUCCGGCGGCGGCGUUGCUGGUGGUGGUGGAGGAGGAGGAGGAGGCAGUGGUGGUGGUGGUGGUGGCGGUGCCGGUGGUGCCGGUGCCGGCUCGCUGUUCUCCAGCCUUCAGGAGCAGCACCUCCAGCAGAUGCAGCAGCUGCAGAUGCUGCACCAGAAGCAGCUCCAGUCGGUGUUGCAUCACGGUAACAGCGCCGGGGCCUACGGUGGUGGGUACCCGGGCUCCCAGUGGGACUCCGAGGCUCCGGGACAUAUAGAGGGCAGCACUGGAGCUCAGACCUACGGGACACAAGACGGUAUCCCGGCCCCUCCGACCAGAGCUCCCCCUGCUCCCACGCCGGGUCACCAGCAGCCGCCUCCGCCGCCACCACAGCCUCACGUUGCCGAGCCACAACCUCGCCCUCCUCCUCCGGAGCCUCCGUCAGCAAAGCCCCCGGAGAAUUACGAUGGUUCCAAAGAGGCCAACAAGAAGGAUGCAUCCAUGACGGAAAACGAGAAAUCUUCAGCCUUACAGGAUCAACAGCAACGUUGGUACAAACAGCAUCUUCAGAAUCUACAGAGGUUGAAGCAGGAGAAAGCCAAACAGAAUCAAAAAGAGGGUGAUGGCCAUGUGCUGCCACCACCAGGUCAGGCAGUUCCUCCUCCGCCUCCGUCAGAACCACCAAGAAACGCACCACCUCCACCCCCACCAAGAGAUGACCCCCCAGCACCUCCUCCACCACCUGACGAAACAGGGCCUGAAGACCCACAUGACCCGGUGGAGGCUGCCCGCCUCCAGCAGUUACAGGUUGCAGCAGCACAGUGGCAGCAUGUGCAACAGCAGAGAGCAGGCUUACAAUACCAGGCUCUGAUGCAACAGCAUGAAAAGCUGCAACAGAUCCUGGAGAAAUACCAACAGCUGAUUCAGCAACCAGCAGACCUUCAGUCAAUGUCUCCUGAAAUGCAGCUGAGGCACUAUGAAAAACAACAACAACAGUUCACCCCCUUAUUUCAAGACUGGGAUCGCUCAUUUGUCCUGUGGUAUGAGCAGUUCAAGACCUAUCCCCACAAAGACCAACUGCAGGACUAUGAGCACCAAUGGAAGCAGUGGCAGGAGCAGAUGAAUGCCACCAAUGCCCACCUUCAAGAAAGGGUGGCCGCUCUGACUGCCAUGGUGCCAUUUCCCUCAGGCCAGUAUAAUAGUGGGAUGAUGGGGCAAUAUGGCCAGUUCCCUGGACAAGACAUGAACAUGCAGCAGCAGUCACUAAAUGCGGGUAUACAGCAUUCCACAGGUGCUGUUGGUCCCAGAUCUCAAGGUCCACUGCCUACUGGGUUUGGGUCACAACAGGAAUCACCUGCUGGACCCCCUGUGAGAGGAAUUGGCCCCGCAGGCAUAGGAGUACAACCUUCAGGUCCCCCCACAAUUCAACCACCAAGCUUCAACAUUGCACAAGGUCCACGAUUUGACCAGCCACAGCAGCGCUUUGAUGGUCCCCCAAGGUUCGACCAGUCCGAGCAGCGCUUUGAUGGUCCCCCAAGGUUCGACCAGUCCCAGCAGCGCUUUGAUGGUCCCCAAAGGUUUGACCAGUCCCAGCAGCGCUCUGAUGGUCCCCAAAGGUUCGACCAGCCACAGCAGCGCUCUGAUGUUCCCCCAAGGUUCGACCAGCCACGUCAGCGCUCUGAUGGUCCCCAAAGGUUCGACCAGACACAGCAGCGCUCUGAUGGUCCCCAAAGUUUUAACCAGCCACAGCAGCGCUCUGAUGGUCCCCCAAGGUUCGACCAGCCGCAGCAGAGCUCUGAUGUGCCCCCAAGGUUCGACCAACCUGAGCAGCGCUCUGAUGGUCCCUCAAGGUUCCACCAGCCCCAGCAGCGCUUUGAUGGUCCCCCAAGGUUCAACCAACCACAGCACCGCUUUGAUGGUCCCCCAAGAUUCAACCAACCACAGCAGCGUUUUGAUGGCCCCCCAAGGUUUGACCAGCCACAGCAGCGCUUUGAUGGUCCCCCAAGGUUUGACCAGCCACAGCAGCGUUUUGAUGGUCCUCCACGGUUUGACCAACCACGGCCGCAAUUUGAUGGUCCUCCCAGAUUUGACCAACCACGGCAGCGCUUUAAUAGUCCUCCCAGAUUUGACCAAUCACGGCAGCGCUUUGAUGGUCCCCCUCGAUUUGGGCAGCAGCCAAGGUUUGAGCAACCCCCUAGGAAUCCUGGCCCUCCACCUCGUUUUGAGCGCCCACCUUUGCCCCAGCAAAAACCACAGCAAGGCACCCAACCUAAAGCAGAAAUGGGCACUAAAACCCCUGUUGACGUGGACUCCAAGAAAUCUGACAAAUCAGAUGUGCAACCACAAUCCGAAAAAGAAAAUAGCAAAUCAAGGCCAGAUGGUAAGGCCAAAGGUGUAGACUUGACAGAUGAUAACUUGCUUGAAAAUGACGGUUUUUUUGUCCAAAAUGACCCCAUUCCUCAGACAUUACAGACAAACAAAAAUGUAAAGGAGCCAGAUUCCAAUAAAUCGUCUGUUGAUGGUGUAAAUCCCGAACCUCUUAAAAACAAGCCUUCAGUAACUGUUUCCUCUUCUACUGUGGCAUCAAAAACGACUGCUCCUGAUACAGCCGGCAAAUCACAGGAAAAAUUGGUAAACAACAAAACCCCAAUGGUUCAAAAGCCCCCAGGAAUCAAACAGGAGCCACAAGCUUCUGGCCAAAUGCAGUCAAGACCUGAGCCUCCAAGACCUAUCCCUGGGAGGGGCCGAGGUCAGCCCCCAGUGCCUGUUCACGUGCCUGGACGUGGCCGUGGGCAGAGGGGCCGUGGAGAGUUUAGAGGAGCAAACACGGUCCCGCUAGGGGAGGAGAUGGCAGGAAUGUCUUAUGACUAUAUGCCACCCGAAGAGGACUCACAGAUACCAGAAGAUCAGGAAGAAAGUCACUGGGAAGAUCCCUCAUACGUGGAGUUUGCUUGUGAGGAUUCUGAGGUGCCUACUGAAGAAGUGUGGAUGCCAGAGGAAGAUCACUUCCAAACAGAGGAAGAGUAUUAUGAAGAGCCAAUAGGAGGACUGCCUAUGGGGAGAGGAAGGCCCCCAAUGAUGAGAGGAAGGCCCCCGAUGAUGAGAGGAGGGCCCCCGAUGAUGAGAGGUGGACCACCUAUGGGUAGAGGAGGGCCCCCAAUGAUGAGAGGAGGCCCACCUAUGGGUAGAGGAGGGCCCCCAAUGAUGAGAGGAGGCCCUCAUAUGGGUAGAGGUGGCCCUCAUAUGGGUAGAGGUGGACCACCUAUGGGAAGAGGGGGUCCUCCAAUGGGAAGAGGGGGUCCCCCAAUGGGAAGAGGAGGAGGACCACCAAUGGGAAGAGGAGAUCCAAUGGACAUGCACUGGGAAGGACCUGAGUCAGCUGAGUACUCGGAGGAAGUGGACCCUUACUGGGGAGAAAGGAGACCAUUAAUGAGAGGUAUGAGACCCCCGUUUCCACCUGGCCGUGGUCGCCCUCCACGUGGUCAUCCUGGUUUCUUGCAUCAAGGACGAGGACGCCCCCCUCAUCCCCCACACGGGCCAAUGGAUCACGACCCGUUAGGGCACGGAAUGGACACUGAUGAUCCUGAGGCCGAUGCAGCAGGACACCCCAUGUACCAUGGACAUGACCCUCACAGCCAUCCGAUGCAUCCUGAUGUAGGAAGAGGUAGACGUGUGCCACCUCCACACCACGAAAUGAUGGAUUCUAUGGAGGAGCAUAUGUAUGAUGAAGGAAUGGAUGGAUGGCGGCCACCACAUGGCAGAGGACCUCCUCCGCCUCCACAUGAGUUGAUAGAAAGGGGAGGAGUGAGGAGGAGACCUAUGGGAAGAGGGAUGUGGCGGCCAGGUCCAACGCAUGAACAAUUUGAAGAGGGGUAUAAUAAGGGUUUCGUUGAGGAUUAUGGCCAUGGUGUUGACAGAUUUAGCUGGCGGCCACCACAGGACGGUCCUUCUAAUGAGGCCAAGUACUAUGAUUCUGAAUGGGACAGAGAUCGUGCUCUACCUGAAAGGGACUACCCUCCCCGCAGGGCUCCAUCGGAGACCUUCAGGGAUGGUCAUUGGCCAGAGGAAAGUGAAAAAGAAAAAGGUCCCCCAUAUCAAUUUGAUGAGCAUGAACGGGGAAGAGGAGAGCUUAGAAUCCGCGAAUACAGGGAAGAGCCACCAUACCGCCAGGAGGAGCCCCCGUUCCAACCAUCACCUUCAUCUGACUGGGAUAGAUCUUCAAGACUCCUUCCAGCACCAGAAAGAGGGUAUCCACCUGAAUUUGAAGAUCGCAAACCUCGCUAUGAUGAGCACAGGGAAGAGCUUUCUUCUGAUAAACGUCAACCACCAGCCCCGACUGCACCUGUCACAAACAUACCAGAGAGCUCAGUUGAACCAGCAUCAGGAGCGGCCGGCGCUAAUGUACUUGCUCUCUCCCAACGGCAACAUGAGAUCAUCUUGAAAGCUGCUCAAGAGCUUAAACUGAUAAGAGAACUACAAGAGGGGAAGAACCCUGGUCCUGAACCCCAGCCUGCACCAAGUGACAUCUUGCCUGAUCUUCCUGCUGGUCUCCUCGGUUUGGAGAUCCCACCGGACGUCAGGAAUGUUUUGAAGGGCAUGAGUGCAGCCGGACUGACUGCUACAACUGAACCUGUCACUUGGGAUUCAAAGCAUUCUGCCCGAGAUUACCAGCCAGCCCUCCCUGCUGCUCACAGAGCUUCAGUGAUUCCAAAGACUGUGGAAUAUGGGCAUGGACAUGAGCCUGGUGCCACUGUUGAGCGGAUGUCUUAUGGUGAAAGAAUUGUGCUGAGGCCUGACCCAGUGCAAUCAGACAGGGGUUAUGAAAAAGAACCUCUUGGUCUCAGAGAUCCUUAUGGCAGAGACCCUUAUUAUGAUAGACGAUCUGACCCUUACAUGGACCGUCGGGAGUACAGUAGAGAGAGGGACUUGUACAGAGAAAAGCCUCCACCUGAAUAUGAAAGAGAGAGAUUCGAGAGGGAGCGCUAUCCUCCAAGAGAAAGAGAUGACAGCACACACUCCAUGGUUGAUGAAAGAUCUCCACUGGCACCACAUAUACGCUCAGCAUUAAGGGAUCGAGAGUGGGAUCUUCGUGAUCGUGACCGCAGUGGCAGUCGUGAUCGAGAUGAGCAUUACGGAAGGCCAGGCUACGACAGACCUCCCUACGAGCGGGCCUCACUGGACCGCAGUGGGCCUGAGCGUUACAGUCACAGCACAUCACCUUACGCGGAAAGAAGAAGUUAUCCAGAGGACAGAGGGCCUCCCGUUGCACCCCCUCUACCACCACCACCUCAGCCCCCCCCACGAGUCGAGAAGAAGCCAGAAAUCAAGAAUAUUGACGAUCUCCUCAAACCACCAGGCAGAUUAACUCGACCUGAGAGGAUAGUCAUCAUAAUGAGAGGCCUUCCAGGAAGUGGAAAAAGCCAUGUUGCAAAGCUCAUACGGGACAAGGAAGUCGACUGUGGUGGUGCCCCCCCGAGAGUUCUUGUUUUGGACGACUAUUUCAUGACGGAGACUGAGAAAGUUGCUAAAGACCCCGACACGGGGAGGAGAGUCAAAUCCAAGGGUCUUGAAUAUGAGUACGAGCCGGAGAUGGAGGACACGUACAGGAGCAGCAUGCUGAAGACAUUUAAGAAAACUCUGGAUGACGGCUUUUUCCCCUUCAUCAUUUUAGACACUGUUAAUGACAGAGUCAAACAUUUUGAUCAGUUCUGGAGUGCAGCGAAAACUAAAGGCUUUGAGGUAUAUCUGUCUGAAAUCACUGCAGACAUUCAGACUUGCUCAAAAAGGAAUGUCCACGGGCGUUCGCUUAAGGAUAUAACGAAGAUGUCCAACAACUGGGAGCCUGCGCCACGUCACAUGGUUCGCUUAGAUGUCCGGUCCCUGCUUCAGGAUGCUGCUAUAGAGGAGGUUGAAAUGGAAGACUUCAAUCCCGAUGACGAGCCCAAGGAACCCAAGAGAGAGGAGGAAGAAGAGGGAGAUCUGGGCUACAUUCCAAAAAGCAAAUGGGAGAUGGACACGUCUGAAGCAAAACUUGACAAGUUGGACGGUCUUGGGAGCAGCGGGAAGAGGAAACGUGAAGGUGAACACGCGGCAGACCUGGAAGACUAUCUUCAGCUGCCGGACGACUAUGCCACACGCAUGUCUGAACCAGGAAAGAAACGGGUUCGAUGGGCUGAUCUUGAAGAGCAGAAAGAAGCAGAUCGAAAGCGUGCGAUCGGCUUUGUGGUGGGUCAAACGGACUGGGAGAGAAUAACGGAUGGGAGCGGCCAGCUGGCGCAAAGAGCUCUCAACCGUACCAAAUAUUUCUAAGAAGAUAAUCUUAUCCCCCUUUUUUUUCCUAAUAGAAAGGUGCACAGAAUGUGAAAUGUGUCGCUGACGCUCACUUACGCUGAAAAAAGAGACUCAUCGAGGUGAUGAUCACCUGUAGAUUCUUGGUUAUUCCUGGAAGAGGAUGCGGUGUACGUGUCCUUCUUAUUUUUAAAAAGACACUCUGAUUAUUCAAUGAUAUGAACUUGUAGAUUACGAUUCUGUGCUGCUUCUGGUCAUCCUGUAUUCAUUCAUGUUCUUUACUGUUUUAUACUGUUCAUGUUUUAUUUACUGUAUUGUUGCUCUGUCCUGGUCCAUGCAAACUUGGAAAAAAGACAAUAAACGUUUCACAAAAUCACCAACCUGGAGGGUUUCCCUGGAGGAUGUUGUCUGUGCUUUGUGAACAAGAAGAACUACAAGUGUUUAUUCUAAUAACGGUAACGGAAUAGACUAUAAGGGCUUAAACCUAUAGUUCAUCAAUCUGAUCUCCCUUUGUGUUGUUUAAAUAUGAUGGCUGUAAUCAGGUUUACUGUGAAUGAAUCUGUUAGGAAGAUGAAAGAUAAUAAAUGGCAACAUGACAUAUCUGAGA